Molecule: messenger RNA, 1191 nt
Organism: Sclerotinia sclerotiorum 1980 UF-70
Lineage: Eukaryota; Fungi; Ascomycota; Leotiomycetes; Helotiales; Sclerotiniaceae
Exons: 1
Coding region: 1-1191 (396 amino acids)
Cellular component (GO): nucleus
Source: RefSeq, a predicted model, not a curated record
AUGGGACUUGUCGAUUACUCGGAUUCGGACGAUUCAGAUGUCGCAGAGGUCACUGCGCCCAAGCAAUCAUCAUCAACAUCUACAACCAGCAGACCAGCAUUUCAAAAAGUUGUCGAUAGAUCAAAUCCUGGCAAAAUUCGAGUUUCAUUACCACAAACAUCUAAGGAUGAUACCAAAAUCGAUGAACCACCAACUAAGCGCGCAAAGACUGGUGGUGGAGCUUUCAGUGGAUUCAAUUCAUUCUUACCAGCUCCGAAAAGAACAGGACAAUCUACAAAUGCGACAUUAGGUGGUGGAAAUGCGGCACGAAAGAGUGGUUUAGGAAUUGGAGUUAGUUUAAAGACUGGAGCUACUCCUGCUUUUAGUCGAGAACCGGAGCCUGUGAGAGAAUACACGGAAGAGCCUGCAGGAGAUGAAGAGGCAGGUACUGAAUCUGGAAUGAAUUUACCUCCUCCAAGCUCCUUGGUUGAUGAACAGAAACCGGCAGAUGAAGUCAAAUUAGUUGGAAAACCAUUAAUGUUCAAACCAUUAUCUGUCGCAAGAAAACCAGCAAAAAAGAAGCUUCAAAAAUCAAGCCUAAAUAUAUCUACAUCUACAUCUACACCUACUUCUACUUUAACACCACAAAUCAGCACACCAUCCACUCCACAGAAUUCUGGGAAAGCAACUCCAAAACCAAAAGUAUCAUUAUUCUCCCUCGAAGUAGAAUCAGCCAACACAACUCCAAUCACCACUUCUAAUGGAGAAUACAAACCAAUGCUUUACCAACCAGUCUCCGACCAAGAACCAACCUACGAAGAAUACACUCCCACAACCACACAUACUCUUCCAUUCGCCCCUACUCCCCCAGUCAACACCCAUAACACCGAAUCCUUAUCGUCAAUAGCUGAUACUCUUCACCUGUCUGCCGCUGAACGUCGCCAACUAUUUGGGCGUCAAAAAGGUGGCUCUGGUCUACAGGCAGCAACUAAAAUCAUAAAUUUCAACACAGAUCAAGAAUACGCACAUAAUGAAGAAUUACGCGCAUCAGGUGAACAAGUGGUACAUAAUCCAGUUAGAGCUAUUGCUCCUGGUAAACAUAGUUUGAAACAAUUGGUUGGGGCGGCGCAGAGUCAAAAGGAAGCGUUGGAGGAAAGUUUUGCGACGGGAAGGAAUAAUAGGAAGGAAGCUGGUAGUAAAUAUGGGUGGUAG